AGCCCAUGGGAAGGUGAAGAGGGAGGGAGCUAAGUUAGGGGGUGUUACACCGUGGGAGAAAGAGCAGUCAGUGUCCUGUCAUCCCUCGGACACCCUACACCAGCUGGCACAAGAGAGGGACUCGGAGUCAGAUUGUUGUUGGAUUGCAGCAGACAGUUUUUGACCAGGAUGAACUUUGCUGCACAAUUAUUCUACUCAAGCUACUUGAGUGAGCGACUUGAGCGUUUGUACUCACCUAGACCUGCAAUUAAAGACAACGAGGAGAAUGACCCCUUCUGGCAAAGAGAGGAGCUGCAUCUGGGCCCCAGUCAUUGCGGUGCCGUUCACAAAUGUGGCCCUGUCAGUAAUGGCAACAGGGGCCGCAGACCCACGCUCAUUGAACCAGAACGUCUGAAGGACUUUGGUGAGGAGGAGCUUCUUAACGGCGAUGUGAAGGUCCAUGAAACCAAAGUGAUGGAACGUCCUGAGAUCAUGCUCAUGGAGCCCCAAAAAACCAGGAGAGUCAGUGAGUUCCAGAUUGUCUCCAGACCUCUGCCCCAGUACCUUCACUUUGAGGACAUCAGUGCAGCGGCCUUCAGGAUCCAGUCAGAGAUACAGAAGACACCCUGCACGUACUCCAGACUGUCCAAACAGUACGGGAUGGAAAUUUACCUGAAGAAGGAGCAUUUGCACUACACAGGCUCGGUGAAGGAGAGAGGAGUGCUGUACCUUCUCACCUCCCUUACACAGGAGCAGCAGAGGAAUGGUGUGAUUGUGGCCUCGGACUGCAACUUCUCCAUGGCCGUGGCUCACCAUGCCGUGGAGAUGAAGAUCCCCGUGUUUGUCAUCAUGCCAUCGAGCUGCUCCUCGCCUCGCCUCAGGAUCUACAGAGACUACGGCGCCAUGGUCAUCUCUUACGGCAGCACCAGCCAAGAUUCUCAGACACACGCUCGCCAUCUGGCCAAAGAGAAUGGAUACCUCUAUAUGGAAGAAGAUGAAAGCGCAGCGUACCUGGCAGGACUGGGCACGGUGGGCAUGGAAAUCUAUGAACAAGUGCCCAAACUGGAUGCAGUGAUUGUUCCAGCAGCUGGACAGUACGGUCUACUGGCUGCCACUGCUGCUGCCAUCAAACACUUCAACUCACAAAUUCUUGUCAUAGGGAUUGAACCAGAGGGAUUCCCUCUGCUGUUACAGUCUCUGAAAACAGACAGUCCAGUCAAAGACAUGCACUGCAACCCCAAUAAGAGGCUCUACGGAGAUCUUGUGGCGCGUUCGCUUGGCGUAAACACUUUCCACCUGGCAAAGAAACUAGUAAAUAAAGUCAUCACUGUCAGUGAGGAGGACUCACUGGUGGCGAUGCUGCGGUUUCAGGAGUUUGAACGCUCCACUGUGGACACUGAGGGAGCCAUGGGGCUGGCUGCCAUCUUGGCCGGACAACUGCCAGAGCUGAGAGGAAAAAAGGUCGCUGUCGUGGUGAGCAGCGCCAACAUGGAGCUGGAGAUGGUGAGGCGGUGUGUUGACCGCGCCCUGGUGCUGGACGACCGGGUCAGUAAGUUCUGUGUGCAGCUGGGAGAGUGGCCAGGAGACAUGGCCAAGCUGCUGGACGUCCUGUCCAGGGAGGACGUCAGGUUGCUGGAUGUCUGCCAUCGCAGACACAGUGAUAAAUCAGAUCUCUUUAAAGCAAAGGUGGAGUGUGUGGUGGAAACCAGGGAUAAGGCACAGAGCAUUCAACUGCGCAAGGUACUGAGUGAGCGCUACCCUUCUCUAUGCUGGCUGGACCGGUGAUGGACACCAAAACAAACCGUAUUUAUUAUGAUAGAAACAGACGACACAGCGUACACUCACUUGCAGACGAUCACUAUCAUUAAUGAACUAUGUUAAGUGAAAGUCCUUAGGAAAAUGGCUCUCUCAGCAAACCCAAUAUAUUAUUACAAAGUGGAGAUCAUUAAAGCUGCUAAUGCUUUACUUUAAUCAUGGCACGCUGUGAUUAGAAUAAAGUGGUUAGACUGCAUUCAGAAUAUAGUUGUUAUAGUUCAACCAUCAAUUACUGCAUUGAGACGACAGGCUCGGUCCUGUGGUGGUCUCAUUCUGCACACUAUGUUUAUGAACACAUGUAUAUAUUUCUGUAUUUAUACUGUCGUGUCAACAAGGAAUAAAACUAGACAAACUCUG
Molecule: messenger RNA, 2151 nt
Organism: Solea senegalensis (Senegalese sole)
Lineage: Eukaryota; Metazoa; Chordata; Actinopteri; Pleuronectiformes; Soleidae
Product: L-threo-3-hydroxyaspartate ammonia-lyase
Exons: 11
Coding region: 169-1764 (531 amino acids)
Biological process (GO): L-serine catabolic process; L-threonine catabolic process
Molecular function (GO): threonine deaminase activity; L-serine ammonia-lyase activity
Source: RefSeq, a predicted model, not a curated record